AUGGCCUCGCUCGUGAAGAAAAUAAUCAGCACUGCUAAGGCCCCCGCCGCAUUGGGUCCUUACAGCCAAGCAGUGCUGGUAGACCGGACAAUGUACAUUGCAGGACAGAUCGGUAUAGAACCUUCCACUGGUCAGCUUGUCCCUGGAGGGGCAAAGGAAGAAGCAAAGCAGGCUCUAAAAAACAUGGGAGAAAUCCUGAAAGCUGCAGGCUGUGACUAUGGCAAUGUUGUGAAGACUACAGUUUUGAUGGCAGACAUGAAGGACUUCAAUGAUAUUAAUGAUAUUUACAAACAGUUUUUCAAGACAAACUUCCCAGCCAGAGCAGCCUAUCAGGUUGCUGCUUUGCCCAAAGGUGCUCGAGUUGAGAUUGAAGCUAUUGCCAUUCAGGGACCCCUCCAAGAUGCUUCAGCCUGACUAUAAAUAGAGACUGAAUAUCUGACCACAACAAUUUUAGAUUUAAUACUUCUCCCUUACAUCCUAUUCCUACAGUUGACUAUCAGCAGUUAUGUACAGUUGAAAUCAGUAAACUUACCGAGGAAAGGUGCUUUCUUCUGGAUUAUGGCCUUGGAUUCUAAAAUAUGAGCUUUACAGCAAGUUCUCUGCCAGCAAACCCUGAAAUCUCUGGGAGUUCUGCAAGUAUCAGAUGAGCUUGAUUGCAGCACAGGGCCCUUGCUUUGUGAUGGUGACAUGAUAUUCUGGUAUUAAAGUACAUGUUUGGGUAAAUGUGUGACAGUUAUACUAUGGGUGAUCUGGACAUGAAAAACUCUAAUGAUUUGUAAUCGUAGGGUUUUAGUAACAAUUUUAAAUAAGAAAAAAUGGCAGAAAUGGGAAAACAGAGCACUUGAAUGGCUUAGUGUACGUAUUCACUUCUGUGUUUGGGGGAAUUUUGCUGGUUUUGUUUCUGAACUGUCUUAAACUCUUUCUUUACAGAACAAUUGCUGUUGGAACUCACAUUUUUUCAUAUGGAAGCAAUUGCUUUAGAAAGUUAAUUUCAGAAAGAAGAAAAUUACGCUUUUCUAAAAUAAAGUGCUAACUUUAUAGAUCAGCUGUAAAUUAAUUUCUACAUGUAAUGUUUUUCAUAGCAAUUCAACUUUGACUAUCUUUUGAUUUAAAACGAAACACUGAAAAAAAUCCUGCUUAAUGAGAAUAAAAAUGGCAUCUGUAAAA
Athene cunicularia (burrowing owl) is the source of this 1167-nucleotide messenger RNA. It is a transcript of the gene RIDA, whose product is annotated as reactive intermediate imine deaminase A homolog. The record is from RefSeq and is a predicted model, not a curated record. Lineage: Eukaryota; Metazoa; Chordata; Aves; Strigiformes; Strigidae. The coding region runs from base 1 to 414 and encodes 137 amino acids. The transcript is spliced from 6 exons. Gene Ontology annotation, cellular component: cytosol. Gene Ontology annotation, molecular function: deaminase activity.